Molecule: messenger RNA, 1817 nt
Organism: Rana temporaria (common frog)
Lineage: Eukaryota; Metazoa; Chordata; Amphibia; Anura; Ranidae
Gene: METRNL
Product: meteorin like, glial cell differentiation regulator
Exons: 4
Coding region: 243-1100 (285 amino acids)
Biological process (GO): positive regulation of brown fat cell differentiation; energy homeostasis
Molecular function (GO): hormone activity
Source: RefSeq, a predicted model, not a curated record
CGCUCAGUGUGUAGGGUGUCAGUGCGCUGUAUUGCUGGGUGCGGAGGAGUCUGUGUGCCGCUAUAUCGCUGGUGACUGAGGUCCGCCCGUCCUAGUGAUGGGGAGAGGAAGUCUCGGAGCUCCUGGCUAAGUCGGCUCUCCUUCCCCGGGCCAUGCCCCUCUCUCCCUGGCACUGCCCUUGGAUUAUUAUCGCCUUAGUGCCCCAUUGCUGAGCUGCUUGUCGGAGUGUCCGGGCUGCAAUCAUGCUCAGGAGGGUCCUGCUGAGUGUCUUCAUGGUGACUGUGAUGGGCAGAGGGAGCGCGCUGCAGUACGCCAGUGAUAUGUGCAACUGGAGAGGAAGCGGAUUGACCCAUGAACCGCACAAGAAGGAAGUCGAGCAGGUGUACCUCCGUUGUUCGGAAGGAUCAGUCGAAUGGCUGUACCCAACUGGAGCUCUCAUCGUCAACCUCUUCCCCAAUACCUUUUCUGCUUCUGAGCACUUGACUGUUUGCAUUAAACCUUUCAAAGACUCCAAAGGAUCUAAUAUUUAUUUGGAAAAAACUGGAGAACUCAAGAUGUUGGUUCGGGACGGGGAACACCUUCCUAACAAGGUCUAUUGCUUUGCCCAGGAACAAGGAGUGUUGUUCAUUGAGGCCACACCACAGUUAGACAUUAGCCGAAAAAUCACCGGCUUCCAGUAUGAGCUUAUUAGCCGGAGGACGCUAUCAGACUUGCACGCUAUUUCUGAUCCCUGUCGACCCUGCAGUGACACAGAGAUCCUGUUAGCAGUGUGCAUUAGUGAUUUUGUUGUCAAAGGUUCUAUCAAAGAAGUAACCAGCGACCUGGAACAGCAGGAAUCCAUCAUUUCUGUUUCCAUCGACAGACUUUACCGACAAAAAAGCAAAAUCUUCAAGCCCAACCAAGAACAUGGUUGGGAAGGUCUGCUGAGGACGCCUCUAGAAUGUGGCGUCAGGCCAGGACUGGGGGAGUUCUUGUUCACUGGACAAAUGCACUUUGGGGAGCCCCGAUUGGGCUGUGCGCCGCGGUAUAAGGACUUCCAGAGGAUAUAUCUAGAAGCAAAAAGUAAUGGAUUAAACCCAUGUGAAAUUGACACUGAUUGAGAGACCCAAGCACUGCCUUGUCAGAGUUUUGUAGACUGUUCUACCUUUCGGAUGUUGGGACUGUAGUUUUAAAGGACAGCAAACACUUGGAAGGAUUAUGAAGACUUUUUAGAAGUGGUUGAAGGUCUACCUAUCCACGACGUAAGCUGUUACACUAAAGUGUUGGAGGUACGAAAUCGAAAUGGGCCCGGCCCAAACUCGCCACUGUACAAGACUGCCAUUUGAGUCUUGCGUCGCAAACCUAAGUUAUUAUUUUUUUUCUUAUCAAGUCUUAAACCGAAGAAACUGCCUCCUAUUUUUGGUAUUACUAAUGUUUCAUGAUCCAUAAAACAUCUAAGUUGUAGCAAUCCAACACAGCGUAUUUUUUUUUUUUUUUUUUUGUAUAAAAUGGUUCGUCGCGCAAGGACAAUAUGUUGUAUUUUUAACAUGCUUUGUAAAAAGCUUGGUGUACAUUUUUUCUGAGAAUGUUUCUUACAAAAGAAAUGUUUGUGAAUUUUUUUUUUUUUUUAAAGUUUUUAUUGUGCAAUUGCGAUCUGACAUUUUGCGCAGGUCAGUUGAUUGUGUUUUUUUUUUUUUUCAAUGCCAGUGAAAUAAAAAGACCUGGAAUUUUAUGCGUUUGUGUAUUCCGUUGACUAUGUAUUGUCUGUGUUCCAAAUGAAAACCUGUACUCCUAAGUUGCCUGGCCAGCCUCUGCUUUUAAUAAAUCAAUGAUCCCAA